UUUGUCGCUACGAGUUUGUGGAUUAUUUUAUUGAUGAGUGGGAAUGAGAAGAGACGUUGCAAGAAGAGAUAGCAUAGAAUGAGGAUUGUAUGAGAGGAGGGCUCUCUCGAUCAGCCUCGCCAUCGCAAUCAUGUCAUACCCUUAAAUUCAACCUGCCUGCCGCUCCUUGGCGUCGCACCGCAAUGGGCUGCCUUAUCAACCCCCAGGUCCCAAUUACAGUGUUUCACGAGAAGAUCUCUGGGACUCGAUUCGCUGGGGGGCGGUGAUCGCCUUGUUCGGAGGAUUUUUGAGUGAUGCAAGGAUCGACGUGGUACAGCGUGCAGCGGGCUGGCAGAGGGACUUGGCUUUAGGCUUGCUGUGAGGCUUAGAUGUGCAAUUUUGGCAUCAUGGGGGGAUAUAAAGUGCGGAGUGUAGUACGGAGUCUGUGGUUUGGAUUGUUGGUGAAGACAGACAUUGACGCAAAACGAACUGCAUCAUAUUUAGAACGACAACACUGUUACAAGAUACGCAUACAUACGUGUACGCAUCAACAUCACGAUCUCCAUAUACAAAUCACCGCCACCACCACCCCCGAAGACGUUCAGUUAAAGAACACAACCAUCCACCAUGCUGGGCAGUUCCCGUGGCGCACUCUCCCACCCGCAAUGGCAAGGCCCGCAAAAAGGCACAAUCUACAUCAUCUUCGCCUCCAACAUAAUCUUCAUCCCCUACUUCAUCCUCUCCGUCGUCGAGAUCAACCUCUUCAAGAAAUGGGUCCCCGAGCACUGGAACGUCGACAACGAUGUUCUAGGAUUCUACCUCCGCUCCGGCAUGCAAAUCAUGGCGCAGUCCCUCUUCAUCCUCGUCACGACCCCCGUCAUCCUUCUCAAACCCUUCCACCCGCUCCUCGCCAACCUCUCCACCUUCGUCUUGUUCGGCCUGUGGACCUUCUCGGCUGUGUAUACGGCCAUCGCGACGUACUCUAACGAGUACAGCUUCGAUAUGCGGGAUCGCUGGGACGCUCUGGGGUUCGCGGAGACGGGGCUCGCAAGCGUGUUGGCGGUGAGCUUUGGCGUCGCGUGGGUGCUGAGCUUUUGGGGGGUGAAGAGGAGGAGGGCAUUGGAGAGGGAGGGGGGUACCGCGCAGGGUGUGAAUUGGGGGCGGGAGAGGGGGGCGAAGAAGGGGGGUGAUGCGCUUGAGUUGGUUUGA
Molecule: messenger RNA, 1188 nt
Organism: Aaosphaeria arxii CBS 175.79
Lineage: Eukaryota; Fungi; Ascomycota; Dothideomycetes; Pleosporales
Exons: 2
Coding region: 369-965 (198 amino acids)
Source: RefSeq, a predicted model, not a curated record